Molecule: messenger RNA, 2480 nt
Organism: Lucilia cuprina (Australian sheep blowfly)
Lineage: Eukaryota; Metazoa; Arthropoda; Insecta; Diptera; Calliphoridae
Product: mitochondrial nicotinamide adenine dinucleotide transporter SLC25A51
Exons: 3
Coding region: 580-1524 (314 amino acids)
Source: RefSeq, a predicted model, not a curated record
UCUAUAUAUUUGCAAAAAAGCAUAAUAAUUUUUUUCCAAUAUUAUAUUUUGUAAAUUUCUUAAAUUUUCUACAAGGUAAUAAACUGAAAUAAAAACGAAAGUAGUAAAAUAACAAAAAAAUAAAUUCAGCUUUUAAAUAAAAAAUAAUAAAAAAAGAAAAACUUUCACAUGUUUGUAAUAUGUACUAAAUAAAUUGAGAUAAAAUAAUUGUGAUAAUUGGUCAGCUGAAUAUUCUGGUAAAUCAUAAUGUGCACAAGAUUUGUUGUAAUUUAAAAUUAUAUAAUUAAUAACUUGUUUUGUUGCAACAAUUAUUAGCGCCAGCUGUCAAUUGUUUACAAAACUGCACACAGACAACAAGAGCUACAAUUUUCCAAUUGGGCAUUGUGACCAGAGAGUAUUUGGGAAAAAACAGCUUAACAAAAAUCAUUGCAAUUUUGGUAAUAAAAAGAUUAAAAAAAACAUGCCAAAAAGUUAACAACUUUAUUGAUAAUAAAUUAAUAAAAAAACAAAUGAACGAGACUACUUCAGGCAUUUGUUUACUUGUGUAUUUUGUUUAAAGAAAUUACCAAUUAGCACAAAAUGAUUACCGAACAAAGUAAAAUUCAACAGACAACAAACGCACAACAUCACCAGCAUCAACAUGAACUAGGCAACAUUCCGAUGGCCAAUACAACGGUUUUUGUAGAACGUUUCUUUGGACAUUUCUAUUGGAAAGAGUUUGCUUGUGGCUGUGGUGCUGCUUUCGUUAAUAUCGGCAUUACAUAUCCCAUAUAUAAGAUGAUAUUUCGCCAAAUGCUUCAUGGUGUUCCCAUCACAUCAGCAUUCAGUCAGCUGCGGCAUGAAGGUUUACUUUAUUUAUAUCGCGGCAUGUUUCCUCCUCUUGCACAAAAAACUGUCUCAUUAUCCAUAAUGUUUGGUGUUUUUGAUGGUACGCGGCGUUAUCUGGUGGACGAUUAUCAUAUGAAUGCAUAUAAAGCGAAACUUAUAGCUGGCAUAGCAGCUGGUACCGUAGAAACAUUGUUACUUCCAUUCGAGCGUGUGCAAACACUAUUGGCAGACUCAAAAUAUCACAAGUACUUUGCGAAUACGCAAAAGGCUUUUGGAUAUGUGCUUACAAAUCAUGGAUUUAAAGAAUUAUAUCGAGGAAUAGUACCGGUGCUGUGGCGCAAUGGUCCAUCAAAUGCUAUGUUCUUUAUAUUGCGUGAAGAGGCUAGUUUACAUUUACCACAAAGGUCAUCUGUAUCCACAAAGGCGGCACAAGAAUUUAUUGCAGGAGCCAUAAUAGGAGCCAGUACAAGUACAUUAUUUUAUCCACUUAACGUUAUAAAAGUGGCAAUGCAGAGUGAAAUGGGACAUCCAUCGGAAAGUAUGUGGAAAACAUGCUUGAAAAUUUAUCGAGAUAGAGGCAGCAGUAUUGCAUAUUUUUAUCGAGGUUGUGGUUUUAAUACCGCACGUUCAUUUAUAAGUUGGGGUGUCAUGAAUACGGCCUAUGAAAAUUUAAAACAUCUCAUGAGUACAUAUUGACUCAAUAUAGUAAAUUUUUAAAAAUAACAAUAACACCACCUACUAACUAACAUUCAGCCAAAGGUAAUAUAUAAUGCUCGAAGCUAAUCACUAAUUUAUGUUAAACGGAGUUAAAACGAAAGGAAUGAGGCCAUAAAUUUGUCCUUGUAUUAAUAGUUACUAUUAAUUAUUUUAAUUUAAUUUUAUAUAAUUUAUUUAUAAACAAUUAAUUACAUUUUAAUGACCUAUAAGACCAAAUGACUGACUCCAACUUGACUGGUUUGUUUUAAAAAAAGUACAAACGAACACUACAAACAAACAUACUAAAUAAUAAUAAUAAUACAUAUUGUGGUCAUACAUUAAAAAUUUCUCUCACUUAAGUAUUUGCUUUAAUAAGUUGUUGCCUUAUUCUUCUAGGAUACUUAUAAAUAUUUUGUAAAUAAUUAUUAAAUACAUGUGAAUGCUGAUGAUGAUAUUUGUAUGUCAGUCAUUUCAAUGACUUUAUAAAAAGGUUCAUGUAGUGUAUUUUAUUUGAUUAUUUUAGUUUUGCAAAUUUUAGACGCUAAUACAAUAAAUUGUUUUUUAAUACAAUUGUUUGUUGUAUGUAUUAAAGCAUAAAGUAAAAUCUAUCUAUAAAUGUAUAUACAGGUACAUACAUACUUUAUUUAAAUUUAUUUAUAAUUACAACCUUAAACCUUUAUUUCUUUAAUUAAUUUCUGCAUAAUUAAUAAAAUAUAAAAGAAAUAAUUUUAUAUAAAAAACAAUAGUUAAAUGAAGAAAAAAAUAAUAAUAAAGCAUUUAUUCAUAUGUACUAUUUAUAUUAUGUGUAAAAGAUGAAAACGAAAACAUUAACAAUUAACGAUUUUGUGAAUAUGUGUAAUAUGUGUGAUUUUAUUAAGUUCUAAACUUGUUCUAUAGGUUUAGUUGAUUGUUAUUUUUAAAUAAAUUGAUUGAAUUGAUAAAAAAUAACAUACAUU